Molecule: messenger RNA, 825 nt
Organism: Ambispora leptoticha
Lineage: Eukaryota; Fungi; Glomeromycota; Glomeromycetes; Archaeosporales; Ambisporaceae
Source: the annotation of a GenBank genome assembly
AUGCUAGAAAUCUUUAAAGAAAUGCAUCUCAAAAACUCUAGAGAAUAUAAGAAGGAGAAUCAGAAAUACCGAAAACUGACACCUACCGGAGAACUAAAAAAAGAAGAAGCGCAAAAAGUGUUGAAUGAGAUAUCAAAGAACAAUGAUAAAGAAUAUAAUUUGAUUAGUAAAGCAGACAAAAUUAUCAAAACUUUUGAAGUUAAUUCUUCUAGACUCAAUGAACUUAAAAAGAUAUUCACUGAACUAAUAGUAGACGGCAACCUUGCCAAAAACAAAGUUAUUGAAUUAGCACUGCAACUAGAUAUCAAACUUCUCCAACUCCUUAAAUCUUCUCCCGAAAUCAAGAAAAUAUUUUUUGUAGAAAUAGACGAUAUUCUAGUUUUUGAUAAAACAAAAUUCCAAAAUUUUAUCUCUAAUAAACAGUUUCUCCCGGACAGUUUUACCCAGUAUAAAAAUAAAAUCGGACUAGUGGCAGACCGGCAAUAUCUCGCUAAUAGUGUUUUAACUAACUUUUGGAAAUAUGAUUGUGGUAAAGAAGUUCCAAUGACUGAUAUUUCCCUCAAUGACAACCUAAUUAUCAAAGGCAAUAAUCUCCUUUCCCUUUAUUCGCUAAAAGAAAGAUACCAAGGAAAAAUCAAGUUAAUUUAUAUUGACCCACCUUAUAAUCCGGACAGUAAAUCGAAUACUUUUGUUUACAAUAAUGGUUUUAAUGAGUCAACCUGGUUAACUUUUAUGAAAAACCGGCUGGAAGUAGCGAAAAAAUUAUUGACAAACGACGGCUGUUUGAUUGUGGCAAUUGACAAAAACGAGCAAGCCGAAUUGACU